AUGCAAGAAGAAUUAUUGCUGAUUGAUAGGCUCGAGGACCAGCUCAUAGACCAUCCUGAUGCCACGACCAAGCAUGAUCUCAACGGGGACACCCUAGACGAGACGUUCCAGAGGAAAUUGAAUGCUCGAGCUGAACAACUCGCCAGCCAAGGCUCGCAGGAUCCAGACGAUAAAGGAACUCUUCAACGUCUAAUCAACAAAACCGAGUUGAAGUACACAUAUCGAGACUACGGUAGCUUGGAAAAUGAGUUAAACGACUGGUUCGUGGCUCAUGACUUCAAAGUUAUAGAUCUUGAUGGCUUAAAUGCUAGGUACACUGAAGGCCUUCAACGGUUUGAAAGUCAGUUUCAACACAUAGAAGACGAGGUAGAAAUCGAGUAUUUGAAGCAUUGCGUCGAGUCCUUGACUCAAGAUGAGAUAUGUGGUCUGUCACUUGAUACAUUGAUCUACUACGGGUUUGGCAAAUUUAAACUGUGCACAGGUGUUUGUGAGCAAGUGCACCAGAUUCGAGAUAACGUUAAAGUGCUUUAUUCGUUGGGCGUCGUCGAAGGUGUGUGUCACCAGAUAAACCUUUUCAUUGAUGAAAGGAUUAAUGCCGACGAUCUGGGAAGUGACCAACUAACAGAUGAUACCAACUAUUUCAAAGCAUUGACGAUACUUUAUUUCAUGGUGAACACUUUUCUUCAAUGCAGCGAUUCCCCCACUUACUUGAGCUUCAGAACAGAUAUGAACGAUAUCGAUCUCAUGAGUAGCAUAGUAAGUUUCAUUCAACAUUGGAAGGUCAAUCCCAAUGGGAACUAUAGAAUUCGGCAUUUGAUCAUCUUGCUAUGGAAGUUAAUUCUACUUGAAUUUGGUGGGUCAGAAACGUUGCAGUCUUGUGAUAAGUUUCUUAUCAAAUACCAUAAUAUCAAGAGCAAAGAUAACAAACUUAACAAGUUGACAUGUUCUCCGUUGGACUACUACACUUUCAGACAAGACCUUGUGGACAAGUAUCCGUUGUUUGGCGAGCUUACCCUGAUCAAAACUGAUCCUUAUGACUUUAAACAGUUCGGUAAAACCUUGGACGAAAUUAAUGGCAAUCCCAGAGCACCCAACCCAUCGUCAUCAUCAUCUUCAUUACGCGAGGACUACGACUUCUUCAUGGCAUUGAACUCUCAGUCGAGCUCGUUGUCCAACUACAUCGCACAUCCCAGAACUAACGGCGUCCACACCACACAACGACAGUUACCUGCUCAAACUGUGCACAUCUCCACCCCAGUUCCAUCCCCACCGUCAACUCCAUCGGACUUCAUGUCUGGUGGAGAGAAGAUCAGGAAACUGUACCAAAUAAAUCAAAGCAUGCCAUUUAUUUACCCAUUAAGUGACGAAGUUGAAGUGCCAUAUGCCGUAAAAGAGGCGGAUGAGAUCCUUCGAGACUCUAUAUACGACAGCUAUUCCAACAAAAGACUUUGGGCAGAACGACAGAAGUUUAUGGUACAGGAACGAGGAUACUUGAAUAAUUACGAGGAGGAGGUUUCAGAGUCUCAGUCAGACGAGUUUGAGUAUAAUAUGGAUGAUCUUUUGAAGAAGUACCCAUCGAAUGUUCUUGAGAUAAAGUCUUUUAUGAGGGUAGAAAAGUUCUACGGAAAAAACUUGGAUAAGCUCAGCAGCUUGAUGGAGGUGUUGAUCGGCACCAUCAGGAGUUACAAAAUCGAACACAAUUUGCAUUUCAUUGAAGAUGAGUUGAAUGGUGAAACCCCAUAUUAUGCCAACGAUAAGGAAUUGAUGAAUAACGAUAAGAAAACCCAAAUAGACAAAAUUUUGAUUCAACAAUUGGAAGUUCUCCGUACUAAAGAAAUCACUGCCAAAGCUAGCUCCGGUAUUAUUUGUCUUUUAUUGAAGUGGUUCAAAAUUAAUCACGUUCUCAAGUACUACUACUUGACGACGAUUCUUUUUGAUUCUCAAGUGUGCACGGUGGCCAUGGACUUUUUAACCGAAACGUUCAACAACCCUAACAACCGAGAAACUACCAACGGUCAUGAAUUAGAAAAUGCUUACGACUCCAUGAUUUACCAGAAUCAGUUGACCAACCCAGCCAUUGCUAUCCCAAUGCUAAACUUUUUUAACCAGUGCCUUGGAAAUUCAAAGCCGCACAGGUUCCAUCUCAUCAACAAAAAGAAGUUGACAGAGUUUGGCACCAAAUUAACCGAGAACAACGUCAAUAAGUUCGUUAUUGAUGAGGUUAACGAGAACCAUUGCUUCAUCAUGAUCAACUUGGUGAACAUUAUACACAAAGUGAUACUCAAAAAUCAUACGCAGCGAAUUUUGACUGUCAACGAGCUCAAGCCAUCUGAGAUCUUCAAGAUGAUUGUGGUUAACUUUGACAACCCUCAUCUUACGAUACCAAUCCUUAAGAUACUCAAACAAUUGAUUCCAUACCAAGGACGGAAGUGGAAGAGUCUAAACAUGGACCUAAUUUCAAUGGUGUAUCUCAAUUGUCGACUCUCUAUGAGAGAUACAUGGUUGAGUGGGAAAGACGUAGAAAACGAUUUCCACAACUCGUUCGAUCAGGAAAUCAGCUUGCGAGGCCUUCUCCAGUUUUACAACAUGCGCAAGUACCCCGAAAAGAUGAGGUGUUUGGGAUACGAAGUAGCUCCAGAGUUUACCUCGUUCCCCCUGGAUGAGAACUUCGACUACCUUUAA
This is a messenger RNA of Yamadazyma tenuis ATCC 10573, 2682 nucleotides long. RefSeq lists its product as uncharacterized. NCBI's taxonomy places the organism in Eukaryota, Fungi, Ascomycota, Pichiomycetes, Serinales, Debaryomycetaceae. Gene Ontology annotation, cellular component: cytosol. Gene Ontology annotation, biological process: cytoskeleton organization. The record is from RefSeq and is a predicted model, not a curated record.